Papaver somniferum (opium poppy) is the source of this 3214-nucleotide messenger RNA. Its product is annotated as O-fucosyltransferase 16-like. NCBI's taxonomy places the organism in Eukaryota, Viridiplantae, Streptophyta, Magnoliopsida, Ranunculales, Papaveraceae. The transcript has 11 exons. The record is from RefSeq and is a predicted model, not a curated record. Bases 1041 to 2780 code for a protein of 579 amino acids.
GUUGGGGCUAAAUGAAAAUCUUCUAAAAGAUUGAAUAAUAACAGAAGCAGAUAGAAUAAAAUCCCAGUUCUCCCAUGGAUGAGAGCUCAUAUAAGUGUUAAUCACAUUCUAUUAGAACAUGUUCCUGAACUUGAUCCCAGUUUUAGGUAAUUGGGUGUUUAUGCAAUUCGGUCGUGAUGAAAUCGAAGACGGAAGCUCUAACAAUUUUUGGAAAUUUUUGUGUAUUGUAGCUCAAUAAUUUUUGGGAAGUUUGGUGUGUUAAAGUAGGAAAAACACGGUUCAAAUUGCGUCAUCCAAGGUGAUCGUCAUUUUUCUGUUGUUUGUGUUCUGCUGCUGCUGACAGUCGAACAUGGGAGAUUAUGACGAUCUGGAUCAGAUAAGAAAUGAAGAAGACGACUAAAACUCACCGUUGAUAUCGAAUUUCUGGAUCGUAAGCGGUCCAUGUUGUUUUUAAGUGUGAGGGUAAUUUGGAUAGUUAACCAACAUUUUUUAUUUUUUUGCCACGUGUGCACAAGUGUUGACUCAACUAACCGGAUGGAAAAACUAACGAUGGGAGGAAACUAAUUGUAAUCUAUUUAGGGAGGAAAUGUUAAUUAACGAUUUUGGGAGGGGAGAAAACGUAAAAUAGCUCAAUCCACGAAUGUAUUUGUUGAGUAAACCCCCGUUGGACUGCCCAUUACAUUAACAAAGGUGAACCUGGAUAUUAACUAGCAUAGACCGCUAGAUACAUUGACCAGUAGAAUCUAGGUCAAAGAAGUUGAAUGAUCCAACGAUGAUGAUUAGGGAGAAACGAAAUUGGAAAAGGUAGGCAAUGCACAAAUUGUUGUUGUUAUUGUGAGGAAGGAUUCCUACAGAGUUUCAGUUUCAUUUUUGGCUGGCAUUUGAUAUACAUGGAAUAACUAAUUUCUUCUUCAUCCCCAUUCAGUAUUGAGAUGUCUAAAACAACUAGAAAAAGAAAUAAAUGGAGAAGAAGAAAUUGAAGAUUCUUCUGUACUAUUUAAAACCUACUUCAUUAGCUAGUAACUACUAGAGAGAAAAAAAUGGCAUUACUAAGAAGGAGAUAUUCGAAUUCAAAACAUUUAAGAUGUUUUAUAGUAGCAAUCUCAGCUUCAAUUCUCAUAUUAAUAGUUCUUAUUUCUGUUCUGGUUUCUACACCUGUGGAGAAUACAAAUCAUCGUCAUGCCAAUCGUAAACAUGACCUUUCUAAUGAUGAGGAGAAUGAGAAUGAGAUCCAAAACAAUGACAAUGUUUUUCAUGUUCCGAUUAUUGGAAGAACUACACGUCAUGGUGAUCUAUGGAGUUCACGCUUGUCAAAAUUAUACUAUGGUUGUAGUGAAGCUAGCAAAAAAUUUACUUCUGCUGAAGAUAAUACAAUAGCAAAUCGAUAUUUAGUGAUCUCAGCUAGCGGAGGGUUAAAUCAGCAACGAACCGGAAUAACAGAUGCAGUUGUUGCGGCUCGCAUUUUGAAUGCUACUCUUGUUGUUCCCAAGCUGGAUGAAAAAUCUUUUUGGAAAGACUCCAGCAAUUUUGGCGAGAUAUUCAAUGUUGAUUGGUUCAUCUCCUUUCUCGCAAAUGAUGUAAAAAUUAUAAAGCAACUUCCUGAAAAGGGAGGGAAAAUUAUGAUUCCACGUAGGAUGCGUGUCCCAAGGAAGUGCACCGCAAAAUGCUAUAGAAACCGUGUGUUACCUGUUCUAUUGAAAAAACACGCUGUGCACUUAACCAAGUUUGAUUACAGGCUUGCAAAUAAGCUGGAUAAAGACUUACAAAAGCUGAGAUGUAGAGUUAACUACCAUGCUCUAAAGUUUACCGAUCCUAUACUCAAAAUGGGUGGAGAAUUGGUCCGAAGGAUGAGGAAUAAAAGCACCCACUUCAUUGCCCUGCACCUAAGGUUUGAACCUGAUAUGCUAGCCUUUUCGGGUUGCUAUUAUGGUGGAGGAGAGAAGGAAAGAAGAGAACUAGGUGCAAUACGCAAGAGAUGGAAAACUUUACAUUCAAACAACCCAGACAAGGAAAGGAGGCAUGGAAGAUGUCCACUUACUCCAGAGGAAGUUGGUCUUAUGCUCCGAGCACUUGGGUUUGGUAGCGACGUGCACAUCUACGUAGCAUCUGGAGAUGUUUAUGGAGGAGAAGAAACAUUGGCACCCUUAAAACGUCUCUUCCCUAAUUUUCAUUCAAAAGACACUAUAGCCAGGAAGGAAGAAUUGGCACCAUUCUCAUCAUUCUCUUCCCGCAUGGCUGCUCUCGACUUCAUUGUUUGUGAUGAAAGUAACGUGUUUGUGACCAAUAACAAUGGUAACAUGGCCAGAAUAUUGGCUGGGCGAAGGAGAUACUUUGGACAUAAGCGUACAAUUCGUCCAAAUGGUAGAAAACUGUAUUCUUUGUUUUUGAACAGUACUCAGAUGAGCUGGGAAACAUUUUCAUCUAAGGUUCAUGCUUAUCAGAGAGGCUUUAUGGGGGAGCCGAAUGAGGUAAGGCCAGGCAGAGGUGAAUUUCAUGAGAACCCCUCAACUUGCAUCUGUGAAAAUUCUGAGGCCAAGUUAAACAAGGAUGCAAGUAAUCAGAGUCAGAGCAGGAUUAAUCAAGGAAAUGAGAGCAAAGAUACCGGUGAAUCAAAUGACGAUCAGUAUAAUGAUGGUGAGCCAUUGUGGCCUGAUACAGACUAUUGGGAUAACCAGAAUGAGCCUCUAGAGAAAGAUGUGGCCAAUAUAAUUAAUUCAGAUUAUGAUGAGUUACAGAAAAAUGAGGAACAACCGGAGUUGGAAGAGCUACUAUCUGACUGAAUAAAAAGCUUCCUUCAGACUACCUUUACUGGUUGAAUCUAACCAGCAAUUGUGCAUUCUUGUGCGGGCAGAUUUGAGAUUCAUCUGUUGUAUAUAUAAGUGUCUUCAGCAAUGUAGCCCUGUGUUAGACUCCCACUCUCAGGUUUCAGUAGAAGUACGAAUGGCAAGAAUCAGGAUAGAAGCUGUUAAUACUGUUGCAUAACUGUUAGUUACAUGAUACCAUCCAACAAGUGCUCACAACAAACAGACCUAUGUGGCUAUGUUAAUUUAUAGGCCUUUUAACUUUUGCCAUAACAUCCAUGUAUUAAUUGUGGAUGGCAUUCCACAUCCAGACUAGAUUACCAGUAAAAUACAUGGCAUUCCAGAAUUAGAUUUUGUGUUUUGUAUUUCAACUCAUCUUCAAACCAUGUGUGGAUCCACUCUUUUUGGCUUGC